This is a messenger RNA of Pelobates cultripes (western spadefoot toad), 29135 nucleotides long. The record is from the annotation of a GenBank genome assembly. NCBI's taxonomy places the organism in Eukaryota, Metazoa, Chordata, Amphibia, Anura, Pelobatidae.
AUGGUAAGCAAAGAUGGUGAAUGGCAGAAUGUGUCAUGUCUCCUGUAAGCAGGCGAGUCUGCAUAUAAUAGGAUGUUUUAAAAUUCUUCCUUACUUCAAGUAGUAUCAAUCUGGGUUUUAAAAACAUGUGAACAUUUCUUUCUACAUAGCUAGCCAUUAGCCAUGCUGUUCUACAUAGAAAAAAAAAUCAAAACAUUUCUUAUUUACAUAAUAAACCACAAAUGGUCCUUUAUUUUUUUUAUUUUAUAGAUUUUUUUCAAAGUAAAUACAUUUGCAGAUACACAAGUUAAAUUGUUAUUGAAAGACAAAUUUCUAUUGCCUGUAAUCCCAGUUGCCACUUUGCGUUUAGUGAAAGGAGACCUGUCUUUUUUUAGAAUGUUUGAUGCUUUAUAUAUUUUUAUUUAUGCUUCAGACAUCAAUAAACUGUUUAUAAAAGCAGCAGGAAAGUCUCGGUGCUGCUAUUGUUUUCAAACGAACACUUCUGGUCAAGAGGGACUUUUUGAAUCUUUUAAUUUCUAUCCACUUUUUUUUUUUUGCAGAGGCGCAGUUUUUAUUCCACUGCCCCCUUGACAUAUUUUACACAAUGUAAAAAAGUGAUAAAAACGCCACCAGUGAGUUGUACUUGACACACAAAAGGUAUCUUGAGUUCUGUUCGUAUAAAGUGGACUUUUUGUGUCAUUCAAUGACCUCUACUAACGAAGUACAAUUACAAGAACAAAUUUGUCCUGGGUGGUCUUUCUCCUUAAAAGUUUAGAGGAGCUAUGCAUCUUCUUUAGUUUUUUGUUUCUCAUUGUAUUACUUGACAUUUCUUUAGAAAUACUUUUUUGUUGUUUUAUAUGACUAGCUGUAUUGACAGUACAGUUAAAUAAAAAGUUCUGAAGUUAAAAGUAAGUCUGCUCAAUGAAAUAUGUUGCAAAAAAUGGGGAAAUAUUUUCUUUGACACACAUUCUCUCUAAACACCACUUUUUUGUUUAAUUCCUUAUUGAUCAGUCAUACCAUGUGACAUGUCAUGAUAUGAAGGAAUUAUCCUAAACAUUGAACAUUAAGUAGCUAAAUAAUUGAACAGUAAAGGUGUAAUAAUUCACAUUGUAGGACAAUUUAAACUUCACUGUUUCCAGCAGUUACUAUUUUAUUUCCUAUGUACGCCUACCACCCCUCCUGUGGACUAUUGAAUGUAUUGAUCAUAAUCAAGUCAAGCAUACAUCUUUACUACCCAUAUUCAUUAACUUAAGAACAUGCACCUAUAAAAUAUGAUACAGAAAGAAAAAAGAACUUCCAAUAUAAUUUCUUACCAUUUUGUGAAUUUCACGAUUAAUGUUUUCAUUGUCUGCAUUAGUUAGUGCAAGUAAGUGUCCCUGGGCAAUGACAUACCUCAAUCACAUAACUCAAUAAUAUGAGAUUAACAAGAGAGUCAUGCUGGCUUGGACCUUGCCUGGAUUAACAAGAUGCUAGGGAACCAGGAACAAACUGUUCUAGGACACAAAGUGAGUACCUACAUUUACUUGAAUGUUACUAGAACAGCAGGCCCAGUGAGAGGGGCAACAUAAAAUAUGUUGGAACAAGGGUUGAAUCAGCUACACUUGUUACACAAUGUUUCAAGAAGAGGAAACCAAUGUCACAUACGUAUUACACAAAAGAGCAUGCAUGAGUCAUAAAGGAAAAUAAACUUUCAUUACCACACCUCUGUAUGUAUUUCCCAAGAAAUAAGUGCAGGUAUAAACAAAAUGGUCAUGGAAAACCCUUGACAAGAGAGUAUGCUAGCAGAAGCCAGACAGAGCAGAUAUACUAGAUAAACUAAGAGAAUAAAUAUCCUGUUUACCAAAGACCCAUCGCACAGCUGCAACAUAUAAACCAGAGAUGAGAAAAAAAAUACUGUCAGAAAGGAGCAGCACAUAGCACCAAGGCCUAUUGGCUACUAGACUACUGCAUGCUCCCAGAACAGGAACCAGUCACCAUCACAGAAAGAGAUAUAUAUCAACGAGUAGUCAACAUGAAGAGUUGGUCAGCACCAAGAACUGACAAGGCCCUGGAGAGUUAGCACAGCUAGACGGACAAGGGCACAUGUAUGAGUGUGGGGAUGGUGCUGGGGAUUGGCUGUAUGUGUGUAGGGGAGUGGUUAGGAGUGGGGCAGUGCCUUUUGGGAUUCUGGACAGCAAACAACUUCCCUCCCACCCACCCUCUUUUUGUGUUUCUGUUUCUGUCACAGCUAGCAGAGAGUGUGUCCUUGCCAACAGGGUUGGGGAGUAUCAGAUGGAAUGUCGGGAGAUGGACAAGGUGGGUCUCAACCUCCCCUGCUCUGUAGAGUAAACUUUUCAAUUACCGACUUGGACGUGCCCACCAAGCUAAAAGCAGGCUGGUGGUGAGCAUUGAAAGGAAAAGGGAAUUUUGGUUUGGACGAGGGGGGAGGCGAGAGCCCACUGGGCAAGUUUUGGUGCAAAGGCACCUGUUUAAGUUCAUUGGCAAGGACAGUUAUUUAAGCUAAAGGGGGUAGGGCAAUAGGUGGUAAUUUAUAUGUUAAGUAAUGGUUUAUGUAUAUAUAUUUAUGUGCUUAUUUAUAUUUGAAUUGAAGGUUAAUAAAGUUCGGAUGAGUCCUACAGUUGUAUGUUUAAUAAAUGCUGUGGCCUGUUUCACCCAAUAUUUGGUGUCUGUCAUUAUUAGGGGGAGAAUUGGGGUAAGUUCUUUAUUCUUAGAUUUACCACAUUCUCCGCUACGUCCAUACAUGACACACACCUAUUGGAUAAAGAAAGUAACAGUGUUGAAUGAAUGCCUAGCAGCCCAAAUGAACCAGGUACUAACAACAAGUUCCCACCCUGACUGGCUACCACAAGGGAGACAUAAUAGUAUUUAGACUAAACGUCAAAUGGUUUAUAAAUGAUGAUUUGUAGAGGAAGAAAUAAUAGAGAUAUAUUUAGGAGCUCAAAUGAACCAAUAUAAAUCACGUGGUAUAUCACUGGGUGCCAUUCUAAUUUCUGUUGCCAGGAAUUCUGAAUAAAAUUGUCUGUGUAAUUUUAUAUCCCUAUUUUUUAAACAAUUGGCAGUCAUUCAGAAAGCCCAUAUGUUUUCUUCAUUAAACUUAACUGUAAGAGGAUCGACAAAUUAAUCAUGGUCUGAAAUCUGAUACUGUGUGAUUUAAAGUUGGCAGUUCAAAAAAUAAUCAUGUAUGUUUUGAUAGAACACUUGCAGUGAUGUAAGGGGCACUUCAAAGGAUGUCAGACCAAGUCUCAACAUUAUUCAUAUCCAGUAUGGUUAUCUAAGCAAUUCUAUAGUGGUUGCCUUUCAGGGACUGUGUGUCUCAGACAAUUACCUCCUUGUUUUGUGGAGUCCAACCUGUGCCAAAAUAAAUAUUACUUUGCAGCAGACAGAAGUGUGGUUAAAUUACGAACAAAGCAGUGUGUUCAAUAUAUUUAAUAGGGAUUAUCACAUUAAAUUAAAAAAGGUUGCAUUAAGUAUUUUUGCCAAAUAUAUAGGAACUUUGAAGAAGUUUUAUAUAUCAAAGACCGGUCGUGCAAUAGAACAGUGGUUCACAUCUCUUGGAAAGUCUGGUUUUAAAUAGGGCGAGCAAGGCUCUUGCUCGAGGCAUCUCACUUUGAUGGGCAAUGCAGGUAUGAGUGCAGUAAUUACAUGGCUCCUACAUAUAGACAUCAUGUGUGCAGGUCACCAUGCUUAAGAUGUUACCUAACCCACUGAGUGUUGCACAGAUGUGUUGGAGAAAGUGGGUGCUGAGAUGUGGCAAAAUAUACUGAAAACUGCAUUCUGCAGAGGUGCUGAUUGGACGAUGGAGGGAACUCUACUGCUCUGCCAACACUAAAUCCCAGGGAAAGCAGAAAGAACUUCUUCACCCCCUCCACUCAUGCCUCAGACAACCGUUAAACAGUCAUAGAUGGAAGAUAUAUUGAGAUUUAUUGGGUUUUACUAUAUUUAUGUCAAUGUAUGUGGAUUAGUAUGUUUGACUAUUUAUGCAUGUGUAUUAGUGUGUCUGUGUAUGAUUAUCCUUGGUUGAGUGUCAGUAUAAACUUGUGUAUGAGGGUUAGUAAGCGACUGAGUGUCAGUGUAAGUUUUAAUGUCCAAAGGAGUAUUCACGUUAGUGUGUGUACAAGUAUCACUGUGAAUUUGUGCAUGAGUAUCAGUGCAUGACUUAAGUGGGAAUUUGUGUAUGCGUGUCAGUGUGUGUCUGUGUAUGCUUGUAAACAUCAUUGUCUAUCAUGGUGUUUUUUUUGUUUAUUUAUUUGUGUGUAUUUAUGUACCUAUGUUAAUGUGAUUAUGUGUUUUACUGUAUCUAUGGUGGGUAUGAAAUGUUCUUGCCAGGGCUUUAUGAAUGAUAAUCAUGGUUCUGAUAUCUGUGUUGGAACCCAAAAAUGGUUUCCCAUGUCAGGACAGACAAAUCAUAUUCAUAAAUCCUUUUGCAUGAUAGGGGAUCUAUUUACUGUAGUAACUGAAUUCCUUAGUCCAAUCAAGGUGCCUCUAACAGUGGGAGAAGUCUAAUGAAGGUUUUUAGCAACAUCAAUGUUAAUGUUAACAGAUACUUAAAUAACGGCCAACAGCAAAUAUUUUAGAUGAUGAAAACAAAGCAAAUGUUGUGUAUAUAAUUUGGAUCUCAGACAAAACUGAUUAAAAUCUGCUUGCAUAACAAAGGAGAAAAAGUAAAUUUAUCUCCCUUCACAAAAUUUACACAAUCAAAUCAUUGUUCUUGGUGGGAAAGAAUGGAAUGUUCUAAAAUGUCAUCUUUUAUUUUCACAACUGUAAGAAGCCUCAUGUAUCUUUGUAAUAUCUACUCAUAUUUGUAUGUAUUGAGCAUUUGCCAACAACUAUGACACAUCUCAAGGACAGAUGUAUGCACAAUGCAUCUUAAUAUGUGCAAACAAUAUAUGGAAUGUCUACACAUUUGUUCCAUGACUACAUAAGGAGGAAAACAUUUAUCAAAAGUAUUUAGGCAAAAUAAACAACAAUCAACCUAAACAUAAUGUACAUCCUAGCUACUAAAAGCACAUCUACCUUAACUAGCUUAAUAAUUUAGCUUCACAUUCUAUAAUCCAGGUAGUUUCAAUCUCUAAUUCCCCUAUUUUAUUUACCCGAUUAAAAUGUCUGCAUGUUUUACCAGGGAUACCAGAUCCCGUGUGGGUCCACAUAUUCCAAAGUAUAUUUCAUUGGCUAAAUGAAACAUAUAGAAUUUUUUCAGUGAUGUACAUUGUUUCUCAGGCAAUUUUAGUUAGCAAAUACACUGAUCAGCCACAACAUUAAAACCACCCGUCUAAUUUUGUUUGUCCUCUUUGUGCUGCCAAAAGAGCUUUGAUGCUUUAAUGUUGUGGCUAAUCAGUGUAUUGGUUUGUAGGCAUUCUUUUCCCUUCCACUCUUGCCUUCCAUUUUGUUUUACAGAAAGAGAAGAUUGUGCACUUCUAUCAGAAAUUGCUGACGAGUUAUGUUUUUGGGUUUCUGUUAAAAUAGUUUUUUCAGACAUGCCCAGAGGAUGUGGCUAGAUGUUGUCCAUUUGAAAAACAUUAUCUUAUUAAAAGUCUCCAUCAAUAUUUCUAAACUUUUACAUUUAAACACAGAUUAACUGAUUUCUUUGAUAGGGGAAAAUUGGUUUUAAUUCACUUUAAAAGAACUCUAAAGUCUUUAGAAUCCCUUUCCCUAGUUACGUAGCACCCCACCCGCUCCCCCCAUGUGCGAUAAAAAUAUUUAAAAAAAUGUUUUACUUACCUUUUUCCUGCACUGAGGCUUACUUGAGGCUCCCCUCUCUAUCUCCCGUGACAUUAUGUAGGAGGCAUAGCUUAUUGGUCCAAUCCAAUUCUUCACAAAGAGCAUGAAUCCAAACUCUUUUUUAGGAAAGUUCAGAAUCAUUGCAGUAUUAAAGGAACAUCUGCGUCAUGUGUCUAAAUUAUUCUCGGUCAGUUGUAACAACCACGUAAAAACCACAUAACAAUCGCGUAACAACUACUGAAGAUGUGUUUAACCCUUCAAGGCAAACACUGGAUUUUUUACAAAACAGCAAUGUUUUACCUUGAAGUGUUAAAAUGACAGGACCAUUGCACCAUGACCACUUCAUUACUUUACUGGUGUUUUUAGUGUUUUGAUUGCUGCUAGACACAUCUAUGUCAGUCUUGCUAAACAUCCUUCAUCUGGUAUAAUCAAGUGAACAUUAACACUAACACUAAAAUUGCAAAAGGUAUAUUCAAUAACAGAGAUGUAUACAAAGCUCUUAGCCCAUAACCUUUAAACUCAAUCCCCUAUAUAAAUCCAAAUUCUAAUACACAUUUAACUCUGCUCUAGUUUUCUUCUCUUUUUUUCUUGUGAAAACUGAUAAGCAGAUGGAAAAAGUCUAUAUGUAAGUUUAAAAGGGCAAGCUGGGUAACGGCAUAAAAGAUUUUCCUGCUAGCUGUUAACAAAUCUACCAAGGCAGACAACACUAUUCCAUUAGCCUUGGGCUGAAUUGAAGGGAGAAAUGAUUUUGAUGUGGACAUGAAAGCAAUUUCCUAACAUAUCAUAUUAGCAAUCUAUUGUAUUAGUUUUUAUUUGCACCGCUACAGAGAGCUGCCUAUCCUGGAAUAAAUAACGGAAGGAGCUGACGCUACAGAUCUGACAGUUUUCAGAAAAUAAACUUACUUUUUUACUCAAUACUCAAAUUUUACAAAAGUUUAUAAAACACACAGGGAACAUAGGAGAAAAAGCAAACAAACAAAAAAUCAGACGUUAAAUAAUUACUCCAUUUUGCAUUUAACAAUAGAAGUACUUAACAACAACACCGUACGGAGAGACAACAUAGGUAAGAUAAUACCACUAAGUGCAAAUACUCUCAGGCACUCCUUGAAGUACCCAAACAACUAUAUUGACCACAAAAAGAGAUUGCACACUAUAACCACUUAUAAAACACCCUUGAAAAAGUCAGCUAGUAGGUGCUGAAGAAUUGGGUGUAUUAGUGGCUCAUGUUUCUGUCCCAGUAGGCCUGAGGAACUUUGGUAACUAUUAUUGUUGAUUUAUUUUGCCUAUUUAUUGUCACUUUGUUUUGUUAUUUGCACGUAUACCUUUUUUGGGUGAAUAAACACAUUUAUAUAUUUUUUAUAAGUGGCUAUAGUGUGCAAUCUCUUUUUGUGGUCACACUAGAAGUACUAUAACACAUGGUUUUGAAUUAUGGUAUAUUUUAAAAAUCUAUUUUUUUCCAGGUGAUAUUUUAUGUGCAUGUUUUUCUUCUAGAAUGUUACAAGAAUGCAGUUAUAGUUGUUAUCCACUGAUUUGUAGAUGUCAAAAUAAAUAUAAGAAAUAUUAGAUAGAACAAUUUUAUUUUUUUUUGCAAUAUUUUUUUUUUACUUUUUUGGUCAUAUUGUGUAUUUUUGUGAUUAUUUUUUCAAUAACUACUGAUUGAAGAUUCCCGUUGACAAAUGUUUUUGCCAACUCUCCCUGACACUAUUGGUUGGAUUAUCAAGCAUUCCCAAAGCCCAACUUAGGUCCACGUGUGGUGUUUAGCUCAAUUCAGUUACCUUUUCCAAGUUUAGAAUAUGUGUUCAGGAGAUCUAGAGUAACAUAUGUUUCUCAAAUGAAACAGCUGCCAUUUUGUUCUCACAGAUUUUCCCCAUCAAUGACUGAAGACAUUACAACCUGGCUCAUGCAGUCUCGGGCAGCAUGAGCUGCUAAACAAGUACGCAAAUAGACAUUUUUACAAAAGAUACUCAUGUGUAAAGCAGGACUGGGAAGGAGCCCUGGAAAAAAAUGAUGUACCAGCCCUACACAUCGGCAUAGUGUGCAAAUGGAAAAGAUAAUUUUUCUUCACUUUGGAGCUACUACUCCAAAGUGAAUGAAAUCAUUCCUAUGGCUUCAAAGUAAACAAAAGUGCCAAAACAUUGACUACAUAAGCAUAUAGUCAGUGUUGAGUGGUGCCCAAAUGGUAGAUCCCCAGGUUUUGCAGAACUACAUCUCACAUAAAGAUUUGCAUAUGUUUAGAAUGGCAAAGUAUCAUGGAAUCUGUAGUUUUUAAACAUCCGUGCACCACUGAUAUAGUCAAUGUUUCAGUUACACUACCUUUACAUAUUAACCCCUUAAGGACCGUGCCAAAUGUACACGUUGUGAACAAAACAAAAUGUAAACAAAACCUGGCAUUUGCGCUACAUGUCUGUCCAACCAUAAUUCAACUCUUUCAUAGUAAAUGCACGCACCCUUAUUAUAUAUCAUUUUAUUCAGGGGAAACAGAGCUUUCAUUUAAUAUCAAAUAUUUAGCUAUGAAACAUAAUUUAAUCUGAAAAAAAUGGGAGAAAAUAAGAUUUGUUUAGAUUUUUUUAGUUCUACAUGACAUUUUAGCGGUCAAUGUCAUAAUACUGUUUGCUUUUACUGCAAUAAAAUACACAUAUUUGUAUUCAGUAAAGUCUCACGUGUAAGACAGUACCCCCUAUGUACAGGCUUUAUGGCGUUUUGGGAAGUUACAGGGUCAAAUAUAGCACGUUACAUUUGAAAUUGAAAUUCGCCAGAUUGGUUACGUUGGCUUUGAGACUGUAUGGAAUGAAAUUUACACCCAUAAUGGCAUACCAUUAGCAAUAGUAGACAACCCAAGGUAUUGCAAAUGGGGUAUGUCCAGUCUUUUUUAGUAGCCAUUUGGUCACAAACACUGGCCAAAGUUAGCGUUAGUAUUUGUUUGUGUGUGAAAAAUGCAAAAAACGCCAAUUUUGGACAGUGUUUGUGACUAAGUGGCUACUAAAAAAGACUGGACAUAUCCUGUUUGCAAUACCUUGGGUUGUCUACUAUUGCAAAUGGUAUGCCAUCACAGGGGUAAUUUUCAUUCUUGGGCUACCAUAGGGUCUCAAAGGAAACGUAACCAAUCUGGCGAAUUUUAAUGUGAAAAAAAUGAAACGCAAGCCUUAUAUUUGACGCUGUAACUUUUGAAAACACCAUAAAACCUGUACAUGAGGGGUACUGUUGUACUCGGGAGACUUAGCUGAACACAAAUAUUUGUGUUUCAAAACAGUAAAAAGUAUCGCAGCAAUAAUAUCGUCCGUGUAAGUGCUGUUUGUGCGUGAAAAAUGCAAAAAACGUCACUUUUACUGGCGAUAUCAUCGUUGUAAUACAUUUUACUGUUUUGAAACACUAAUAUUUGUGUUCAGCGAAGUCUCCGAGUAGAACAGUACCCCCCAUGUACAGGUUUUAUGGUGUCUUGGAAAGUUAUAGGGUUAAAUAUAGUGCUAGCAAAUUAAAUUCCCUUUACUUUCGGCAUGGGUUGUCAGGCAGGUCCCGCUAAUUGUAAUUAAUUAAGAUACCUAAUUAUGUAAAAAUAUUACAUAAAUAUAUAUGUAGAAUUAAUAUAUGUAUAUAUAUACGUAUGUGUAUAUAUAUAUAUAUAUGUAUAUAUCUAUAUAAUUUUUUAAAAAUAUUUUUAUUUAUAUAUAGGUAUAUAUAUAGUGAUAUAUACGUAUAUAUUUAUAUAUAUAGAUAUAUAUAUUAUUUCGUUCUAUUUGUAUUUUGAUAUAUAUAUAUAUUAAUUUCACAAUACAGUUAGAACGAAAUAACACACAUCUAUAUAUUUUUUAAUUAUUUAUUUUUAAUUAUUUUUGUAAUUUUAUUUUUUAACGUAUUUACAUAUUUAUUUAUUUUAUAUUAUGUAUAAAUAUAUAUAUAACAAUAAUUAUAUAUAUAUUUAAUCAGUAUCAGUCUACGUGUAAUUUGAUAUUAAUAUAUAUAUAUAAUUAUAUAUAUAUUAAUAGUAAAAUACACCUAGACAGUGUACGUGUGUGUAUGUAUAUGUGUAUAUAUAUACUUAGAUCAUAUAUAUAUAUAUAUAUAUAUGAUCUAAGUAUAUAUUAUUAUUUUUUUUACACUUUUUAAUUUAUUUAAUUUUAUUUUCAGCCAGCAGGGGGACCACCUGUCAUUACAGGCAGCCCCCCUGCUGGCAAUGCAGGAGGCAGCUACCCCCGGCCAUGUGAUUGUGGGGUCCUCGCAAGGACCCCACUCUCACAUGGCCGGGGGGCUUCCAGGACGUCGGACGUGCCGCGGGGGGCUCCCUGGGAGUAGGAAAAGACCAGAGGGCGUACUAUUACGCCCGGCGGCGUUUAGAGCCGCUUAGAAUAGGGCAUAAUAGUACGCCCUCCGGUCUUAAGGAGUUAAGGAAAGUUUGGUAAUGGCACUGAAAUGGUGACUGCAUGCUGUUGCAUGACUGUAAAAUAUAAAGUAGUAUUGUUGAUUUAGAAGUCCUAUGAGUGCACUCUUCAUUGUGAAUACAUUAUUGUGCUGGAGAAUGCACCUAGCAACAAGAAUGGGCUGUUAAGUGCUCAUUACAUAGAUGUUAUAUAUUAAUGACAUUUCUAAAUAUAUAUAUGUAAACAUUUUAAGCAUAAAACAAAAUACAAAAUCACAUCAAUUACAAAUUCUAUCUGUACAUUGUGCUAGCAGGAUUGCUAGAAAAAUGUGUAGAUUGGAAGAAAAAACUAUUAAAUAAGAGGUUUCUCUCUCAACCGGAAUUCAACUCUCCUGUGCUGAAGAAUUUAAUUACAUGGAGUGCAGGACUGUCAGUCGUCCUUCUAUCCAAGUAAAGCAAACACAGUGCAUGAGCUGUGGUUACUAUACAUCCACAAGCAGGGCAAAUGAAAAUAGACAGUGGGUGGACAGGACGUGGGUACCGUGAACCUCACACUCCUACAAUGUCACUUACAUAGACACUCAACCACUGACACAUACUUUCAUUGAUACAUUCUGUCACUUACACACACAGUGUCACACCAGCUUACACAUACUACUAAUUUAUUUACAUAAACACACCAAAAACAUUUAAACACACACAAAAUAACUAUUCUGCUGGAGCAUACCUGUCUUACCAUGAGGAGAAGGAGUCCAGAGUAUCCAUGAUGUCUGGGGGAGUAGGAGUCACACAUUGUGAUGCACAGGCUCCUUCCUGUGCUCUUUGGAGGACUUCAGGCAUUGCUUAGGACAGAGCUGAUGAACAGGCAGACCCCUAGAUGCUGUGGAACUACAACUCCCAUGAUCCUUUGCAUGCCUUAAGAAUGCAUAUAGAAUGACAAAGCAUCGUGGGAGCUGUAGUUCUAUAACAUCUGGGGAUCUACCUGUUGGGCAGCUUAGGAGCUGGGUUCACCUAGCAUAGUAAAACAGAUGCCAGCACUCCUCUCGGACUCUUCUCACCACUUUCAAUUUCAGUUUUGGUUUUUUUAAGCUGCAGCAGUCGCCUUUGACUUUAAGGCACGCCGACCCACUGGAAAUUAUCCCAGUAUCCUGGUGUACCAGUCCAGCCAUGCUCAAGUUCUAAAAUCUUCAUAAGCUCUUCAUUGAUUUUUUAACUCAAUCCACAUCAAUUCUAUCAAUAUCUCAGAUAACUCAUGGUAAUUUUAAUAUUAUCUGUUGCAUGCAGGGCCGGUGCAACUGUUAGGCGAAUUAAGCAUUCACCUAGGGCGCAUUUUUCCUGGUGGGCUGCCUCUGUCUUUGGCCGCAGUGCUGGGUGAGCUGGUGGCCCCCCAAGUGCUGGGCCAAUCCUCCAGGCGCCCAGAGGUGGAGGCACCAAGAGGAGCCCUGUCACACCUGGCCAAAUUAGGGCACCCCUGCUUGUUAGAUAAGGCAGAGAAGACACCUGCUUGCUCUGCUGAUAAAUACCAGAGGAGCAGGGGAAAGAGAAGGCAGGCGGUGAGGGAGGUUGUUCUUGCAGCUUCUCACCCCUCCCUCACGUGCCAGUAGUUAGAAUAUGACAUCAUUCCGGGCCUGGCAUAUUAAAAAGAGGGUGGGAGGAGUGAGGAGCUGCCCCACACUGGACCCCAGGGAGCACGUGUGUCAGUGAGUGUGAGAGUGUUUGACUGUCAGUGAGCAUGUGUGUCAGUGGCCGGCGCAACUGUUAGGUGAAUUAGGCAUUCACCUAGGGCGCCAGCCUGCUGGGGGCGCCCACCAGGAUAUUACUUGGUGGGCUGCCUCUGUCUUGGGCCGCAGGGCUAGGUGAGAUGGCGGCCCCCCCAGCGCUGGGCGCCAAGAAGAGCCCUGUCACACCUGGCCAAAUUUGGGCACCCCCAAAGCUUCACCUAAUGCCACCGGGAUCUUUCAUUAUAAAUGAAAUUCACUAAAUGCAUUGAAUACAUAAUUUUUCACAGCGAUACAUUAUGUUUUCAAUUAACUAUGUAUGUAUUUGACAGUAUGUGUGUAUGGAUGUAGGUAUUAGGAAGUAUGUGUGUAUGGAUGGAUGUAUUAGGCAGUGUGUGUGUGUGUGUGUGUGUGUGUGUAUGGAUGCAUGUAUUAGGCAGUGUGUGUUUAUUGAUGUACGUAUUAGGCAGUGUGUGUGUAUGGAUGUAGGUAUUAAGCAGUUUGUGUGUAUGGAUACAUGUAUUUGGCAGUAUGUGUGUGUAUGGAUGCAUGUUGUGACAGACCUCGCCACGUGUUCUUGGAGGGGGCUGCUUGCCCGCCUCCUACCUUCUGACUAUGGCCCUGGGAUAUAUGGCAUUUGAAAACACUAUUUGUGCCCUGUGACAAAACUGGAGAUUGUGCAUAAAUAUGACUAUUGUCCAUAUUUUUGAUGAUUCCCUUCGUUUAUUGCGCUGUUCCCCAUGUGUUUCAUCUGUUGGUCCGGCUGGAUAGACUACCAGACAAACUGUGGAGUUACUGGGUGGCCACCAUUUCAUGUAUCAGAGACACAUGGUGAGAACAAUGGAUGAAGCACAUGGUGAGAACAAUGGAGAAAAAAAGAAGGAAUAAGGGUGCGCCUAAAACAAGUGGAAAUAACAAAAUAAUAAUAUAAAUGUAGGAAUAGCAGCAAUAACAAAACGUCUGAAAAAGUGUCCAAAUAUAAUAUAAAAAUUGGAAUAACCACGGUACCUAAUAGUCCAAAUAUAAAAUGUCCAAAUGUGCAAAUGGUGGUCCUAGUAGUCCAUCAGAAGGGUAUGUAGCGUCUCGAAUGUAUAUAAAUAUGCGGGAAGAACAGAAGAGAGAGAAAAACUCCAAUGGUGUAGUAUGAAAACAAAAUAUGGAUAUUAUGUAAAUAUUAGUGGAACUACUCACAAUAUUCAGAGCUUAAAUGGAUGGUGGCCAUUUUAACUCACAGACACUGUUUGGACUUUUCUACACAGUGCCAUCUUGCCGGUAUUUGGUGCACAAAGACAUUGUGCAGUAGUUUUAAACUAUACAACAGGGGACACAUUAUACAGUAAUUAUUUUUCAUAUAGCCUGUAUAUGUUCUGCGGAAUCUGCAUUAAACUGUAUCUUCCAAACUACCGAACGGAUCUGGGUGAAUCUUGGAUAUGUGGUUCACCCAGAUCCCCCAGUUCUGAGGAUAUUGUGUUCAGUAAUCAUAUCACAGGCAGAGGGGAGGAUUUUGUGUGGGAGUGUCUGUGUGUAUUGUACGGAUUGAUUGGUUGUAUUUCAAAAUCCUGUGGGCAGUACUAUGUUUGUGGAUUGUGAAUAAAAGAGGCUGGAUGUGCCAGUACCCUGUGGGCAGUACUAUGUUUGUGGAUUGUGAAUAAAAGAGGCUGGAUGUGCCAGUACAGGCAGUUCUGCUUGACCUCAAAACGAAGUGUCGUCUCGUUAUUGGGGGAAUUGGAUUGUAUGCUGAUUGCCAGGAGUGUAAGCUGAUUGUAUGCUUUUCCCGUUCAGCUGCUUACAGCAUUCAAAUGCUUGAGAGCAUUUAUAUGCUUCUCCGGUUCGGUGGUUGUGGUGUCUGCUGCAGUGCUCGGAGUCCUCAGGAAGCGCUAGGAGCAUCCUUCAAAGGAGGUACCCAGUCGGGGUGCCAGGUGAUCCGUUACACAUGUAUUAGGCAGUGUUUGUUUAUUGAUGUAGGUAUUAGGCAGUAUGUUAGCAUGGAAGCAUGUAUUAGACGGUAUGUGUGUAUGAAUACAUGUAUUAAGCAGUAUGUGUGUUUGGAUGUAGUUAUUAAGCAGUAUGUGUGUAUGGAUGUAGGUAUUAGGCAGUAUGUGUGUAUGGAUGUAGGUAUUAGGCAGUGUGCAUAUGGAUGUAGGUAUUAAGCAGUAUGUGUGUAUUGAUGUAGGUAUUAGGUAGUGUGUGUUCAUGGAUGUAGUUAUUAGGCAGUGUGUGUUUAUGGCUGCAUGUAUUAGGCAAUGUGUGUUUAUGAAUGUAGCUAUUAAGUAGUGUGUGUUUAUGAAUGUACGCAUUAAGCAGUAUGUGUGUAUUAGGCAGACCUAACUGGAAACCAUAUGGCACAAUUUAGGCAACAAAUAGCUGAUCUAGAAGAAUUCUCCAAUUUGGCUACAGUCACAGUUCAGCUGUUUUUGCUUAAACUUUGCAAUUUGGUUUUCAACUCACUGCAUAUCAAUGUUUAGUGAAUAAACCUCUGUGAGAUUGUAUUUGCUUUCAUGAGGGGGUGGCAAAAUGGAUCUUUGCCUUGGGCUGCAGAAAUCCUUGCACCUGGCCCUGGUUGCCUGUAGAUGUUGAUGUGGGAAAUGUACAGGUUGGAUGACCUACUGGAACUCUGAUACAACCUCACACUGGUUUGUUAAUCACACUGGUUUAUUGCUCGCACAUCAUCAUGAAUCCCACUUCAACACAUGAGUCAGAAGCUUCCCCCGUAUACAAUGAGACUGUACAGAACAGGCAGGAAAAAUACAAGGGAAUCUUUUAUAAGGUUUACAUGGUUAUUGCAGGUGUUUUAAAGAAGGAGUAGGCCCAGUGUAGAAUAGUGACCAUCUGAUAUUGAAAAUGUCCAGCAUGAAGAGUUCAGAAAAAGUGUGCUUUUGGUAGUACUUUAAUGACAAGAAAGCCCUACGGCUUGUUGGUCAGAACCUAAAGGAAUACUAUAGUGUUAGGAAUACAAACACGUAUCUCUAACACUACAGUCCUUAAGUGGCUGUUUAGGUCCCUGACCCCCCUCAGAUUGCAGUGAAAAGGCCCGUUUACUCACUUUAUCUCUCUCGCUGUGCCAGUCUCGCUCUGCCUCCAUGGCUGACAUCUUCAAUCUUGACAAUCUCAGCCAAUCCAAUGCUUUCCUAUAGGAACGCAUUGGAAGGCUUUUGUGCCAGCCAGCCAGCUAGCAUUGAAUCAAUGUAUCUCUACGGCGAGCGUUUAGAGUCUCCAUGCAGAGUGGAGAUGCUGAACUUAGGUGCUGCACACUGUGCAGCACUGACACAGGAAGCACCUCUUCUGGCCCUCUCAGUGACUGCCACAAGGGGUGUUACUAAGCAGUAACAUAAACACUGCCUUUCUCUGAAAAGGCAGAGUUUACAUUAAAAAGCAUACAGGGACAGGCUAUAGACAUCAGAACCACUACAUUAAGCUGUCGUGGUUCUGGUGACUAUAGUGUCCCUUUAACAAUAUGAAUUUACUGCCCAAUGUGGUGUUUGUAUUACAUUCUAUAAAACCUUUUUAAAUUGUCAUAUUUAAAAAAGCAGAAUGAGCAGAAAUACAAUUAUUAAAAUAUAUAUUAUUCAUUGUUUGUUCUUUUGGGAGAAAUUGUUGGUGUGGCGAGUUGAUUAUUUUCCAUUUUGAAGGCACUAUUUGCUUCCAGUUAGGGGUUUUAUCAUACUUUGGCUCUACAGAAGCAACAGCAAUGUGUGAAAAAGCUGAACUUGAUAGACGCUAGUCUUUUUCCAGCCUAUAUUAUUAUACUUCAAAUACUAAACCAAAUACAAAUAUAUAUCUUCACAAAAAUAACAUUCCGCAUCUGGUAAUAAUACAUAAACAAGUUACGGUGUGUAAUAAGACACAAAUAGUUUCUAUGGGAACAUGCAACACUAUGCUGACCUUGUACAAAUAUUGUAUGGUAGAUAGGCAUAUUACUAGCAAAGUAAAAUAUAUCAUAAGCACACAAAGUGAAUCUAUACAUACUUAAUGACAUAAAAAAAACCUACAGAGCCGAGGAGAUAAACCCAGAGUAAAUGUUACCACAAACAGACAUAAGAAGUAAUAUAUGUGAAAAUGAGAAUCUAAAUACCAGUCACCUGAAAAAAAAUAUUCUGAAUAUAAAUAAAGGGAUCCCAUUCGUACAUAUAAAUUGAUGCGAUGUUAAGAAUAAAAAUGGCAAGAAUGUUGAAAAAAAAGUAAAAAGAAAUAAAACGGUAUUCUUAUGUUUGAAAAUCAUUAUAUAGAGGGAUUUGGAAAACGAGAUCUAAAGUAAUUACCUGUAUUAACCUCUUCAUGACAGAUAACCCUUGUCCUGAGCGGGCUAAAGAAGAAACGUUAAGAGAUUAAACUAUACAGAUGGAGAGCCCAUGGGCCUGUUUGUUAUUUUAUUUUGAAAGGUGAAUUUCUUUUUUGCGAAUGGUUAAAUGUAUGACACAUGCAGUUUACUGGUAAAAAGAAUAUGUUUUUUUCUUUUUAAAUUGCCUCUCUGGACAGUUUUUUUUUUUACUUGAAUUGCUGUGCACAGUGAUGGGUUAAUAUGGUUUAAUACGCUUAAAUAAGCUUUAAUAUGGUUUCAUAUGGUUUCAUAGGCUUCAUAAGGGUUUAACAUAGAUUCAUACAGUUUUAUAUGUUUUAAUAUGGUUUCGUAUGGUUUUAUAUGCUUUAAUAUGGAAUAAUAUACUUUCAUAUGUGCUUUAGGAUUUAAAUGGAAUAUCAUAAAUCUAACAUGUAUUUUUUCCUGUACUGCGUAUAGGGAUUUUGCAGUUGCUAAUCUGAUUUUUGUGUCUUUCCAUCAAGCAGAAGCAGGUUUAAUAUUUGAGGGGUUGGUGGCAGCCGGUAAACCUUAAUGACAUAGAUGGAUUGGAUUGGAAUCGUUCAUAGUGGUUAAGGGCUCUCAUUAUACUGUAUUGUUUAUAUUAACAGCUGAUAAUUCAGAGUAAUGGUAAGACUUUGCAUUUGGGAAACAUCCACUGCUCACUACAGUUAGUUCUGCCACUUUAGUAAUUAGUGGCUGGUCACUAACACCACAACUUUAAAAACGAGUCCUUUGGGUAUGUUAUCACAUAUCAAAAGUGAAUUGAACAUGUGUACUGACAAUUCAAUUAUACCAAUGAAGAGGUACAACAUUGGGUGUGCAUCAACCUUUAUUGUGGAUAAUUCAUCUUUAAAGUUGACAAGAACAACUAGGGGAGUAGAUACAAUUAAUUGAAUCUGUAAUUUGUGGGUUGAUGUGUUUUAUAUCCAAUCUGACACUAGUCAUUUAGUUAAGUCUAAUUUUUCUCAGAGUUCUCAUAUUCUAAUUCUAAGUUAAAAGGGUAAUCCAGGCGUGAACCCCAUGCCCACUGUGCUAAAGAGGUAUUGGAUACACCUCACUGAUGAGGCACAAAAAGGCAGAAAUGUUUGUACAGGGUUGUUUUCUCUCUCAUGCAAGGCGGAAUUUGCCAGCGUUUCUGAUUUGGACUGCACUUAUGGACUGGAUUAGUCUGAUUGUAUAGGUUCUCUCUGUAAUGGUACAAGUGAGCAAUUUUUUUCUUACCUGAGCAGGUUUCUCUGAGCCUUUGCCUUUUCUCAGGUGCUCAUAUUCUGUUUUUCUUGCAAGUCUAGUUCAUACCUAUUACAUACAGCAUGACAUUUGCAUAAUCGCCUUUCCGGCAUAUGCGUGAUAAACCCAAACCAAAUCCCCAACAAAUACUUGGACACCUUUAUUUGGGAAAAUGAUCACAGCUUUAUUAAUCUUUUUUAGAGAGGGUUCAGAGAAGGGCUACUAAACUGGUUCAUGGAUUGCAGGAUAAAACUUACCAGGAAAGGUUAAAGGAUCUUAACAUGUAUAGCUUGGAGGAAAGACGAGACAGGGGGGAUAUGAUAGAAACAUUUAAAUAUAUAAAGGGAAUCAACACAGUAAAGGAGGAGACUAUAUUUAAAAGAAAAACUACCACAACAAGAGGACAUAGUCUUAAAUUAGAGGGACAAAGGUUUAAAAAUAAUAUCAGAAAGUAUUAUUUUACUGAGAGGGUAGUGGAUGCAUGGAAUAGCCUUCCAGCUGAAGUAAAGGAGUUUAAGCAUGCGUGGGAUAGGCAUAAGGCUAUCCUAACUAUAAGAUAAGACUAGGAAGUAAUGAAAGUAUUAAGAAAAUUGGGCAGACUAGAUGGGCCGAAUGGUUCUUAUCUGCCGUCACAUUCUAUGUUUCUAUGUUUCUAAUACAUAAAUAAAGUAAAAAUAUUUUAGGGUCAUUGUCACAUAUUAACAUAACAUACCCACCCCAACUCCUUUAACAAUACUACGCCAGAUAAUGACCCACAACACAAUAAGUAAAACCACAUUAUAACAUAUAAUUAACAUAUAACAUAACCAUUACCACCAAGGGCAUGACAUAACCAUUGCCACCAUGUGCAUGACAUAAAUAUUGCCACUGAAGGCAUGGUUUCCAGCUUUCUUCCAUGUAGGGGCAUACCGAAAUACACCCUACAUGCCACGUUCGGAGCUACCGACGAGCUUGAACCUACCAAUACUCUUCCAAACCUAACUAUUCUUAGCGAACCAAAACUAUUUUCCAUCAGGACAAACAACCUACACCCUAACUUCUCUAUCCAUCCUCCACUGCCGUGACCAAACGGGAUCUAGAAUUUCAAAAUAAAAAUAAUCCAGUCACUGAAGUGAACUCCAAAGUGUAGGCAAUUUAUUCAGAACCCAGGAACAAAAAGCAACAUUUCAACCCCUUAGGGCCUUUGUCAAGUGGGAUCUAGAGACCAAAUAAGGGAGGGAGGGAUGGUGGGCAUAACAGGUAAGUGUGGAUUAAUUAAGAUGGACACUGACCUAAACUGACUACUAUAUAUACUCCUCUAACUCUCCUCCAGUUAUGCUAUCCAGUCCACUACAUUACACUCCUCCCAUGCCUAUCUCCUAGCAAUGUCAAAGCCCAUUCUCCUUAGCUGUGCUGCUCCAUGGGCUACAUUCCUCUUAGCAUUGCAAAAGGACAAUGUGGAACACUUUUAAAUUUAGGGGAUUCAGUGGGAGUGUAACCAUGGUUGGAGUGUGUCUGAGAAAUUUUAGGUGUCUUAUAACAAGGUAUGCCACUAAAAGUAAUUUAGAACUGUAUAUUACUAUUUCUCUACGUAUUAGAUCUAUACACCAACACCACUCCAGUGAGCUAAAGUUGUUUUGUUACUUAUAGUGUCCCUUUAAAUCACUUUGUAUGUGCAGCCCUAGCCACACCUCCAUGGUUGUGAAUCACAUGGCAUCAUUAUGCACUUCCUGAAAAAUAACUCACAUUUAGAAACUUUCCUUAUUGUACAGUGUGUUUCGUGAGCCUGCACUCACUUAAUCAGGGAUGACUUAGUUGAUGAAGUUAAUGCAGACUCAUGCAACUCAGAGUUGAAUGAUGAACACAGGUUUUCAUUUUUGCUGAUCAGGACCCCAUAGCCUAGUACUACCAAACCGGCUAUUAGCGUGGAAUGCUAGAGGAUUCUGGUCUAUAUGAUGGAACUUUUUACUUGCAUAAAUUCUAUUACAUGCUGAGCAAUUGUGUCUGAUCUUGUGAGUAACCAGCACAACCAAGGGGAUUUAUUUAAUGGUUUGAAACAACAGUUCAAAAUAAAUACUGCGGUAUAAAAGUUAUAGAAAGCUCCUUGUUUUAGAUACAGUAUAUCUACACAACUGCAUUACUCUGCCACCUCAUUUUAUAAGAUGUGUUUUAGACAUGUUAUUGACUUUGAAGAAGAGUUUGUAAGCUUGGCACUAUUUGAUCUUAUUUUGUCCAAAUCAAAUAUUCUCUCUCCCUCUCUCUCUUACUUUCACCUCCUUUACUCUUCUAUACAUUUUCUAUCCACUGUAUCUUGUCUUGUCUGUAGAACUCUCAGUCUUUUAUCUUAUCUCCUUCUCUCAUCUGCUAUAUUUUUAUUGUUCUGGCCGACAUUACGAGCACACAUACACGCUCACUGCACACGUACACGCACGCAUGCAUGCACACAUACACGCAUGCAUGCACACAUACACACACAUAUAUAUAUAUAUAUAUAUAUAUAUACCACAUAUGUAUAAUUGUAUAUCUACAUAUAUCAUAUAUUCAGUCUUAUUUGUUGCAUUUUACUUUUUCAAUUUUUUUAACAGAUUUUGGUAUUUACUCUCAACGGGAUGUUACAAAAUAGAAUAGACCAGCACAGUUAUAGCCGGCUUAUCUCAGCUCAGUGUCUCAUAAUAUGCUUUCUCUUAUUAUUCUCUUUUUUUGUUUUACCCCUACCCCCGAGAGAAUCAGCUUAAGAGUGAUUCCUCGGCACAGCAAAAUUCAGGAGGAAACUCAGGCACUUUCAAAGCCACGUUGCACAUCAAAAAUCUCCACACUUUAGUAUUUAGCACUCACUACGUCAAGGUGACCACUUACCUUUGCUUAGAAUUGCGGAUAUUCAAACCCACUGAGUAAAACAGAGAUAAAGUGCAUUGGUCAGUGAAAUAUUGUCCCAAUGCGGCACCUAACAAUGAUUUUUUUUUUCAUAGUAAGCAUAGCUUAAAGAAGAAAAUAAGAUUUUUAGAAUAUACAUAAUUCAUGGCUGAAUGGAACUCAUCAAUAAUGUACGACUAAAUGUGAGGACUACCUGCAGAAUGGUGUAGUGUAAUAUAUUACACACUUCAACGAGAAAGAAAAGAGUGUAACCCUUUAACCCUGUCUGCCCGGGUCAGUCUUAUCAUACAGAAUAUUUAACUCUUUAUGGCUUCAGAUAUCAGUACAUAGUAACCAGGAAGACUAAUGUUAGGAUAAAUCACUGUAUUUUUUACAUUGAAUAUGACUUUUUUUUUAAAUAAUACUAUAUGUAUUUAUUUUGUAGAGCUUAAAGGUAAACUAUAGGCUUAGAAUACAAACCACCCCCUCAGCGCAGAAAGGGUUGAAAUCCCUUUUGCCACUUACCUGAAUCCAGUGCCGCUUUUACGCCUCUUCACCAACGUUGGCCAGUGUCGGCGACCUAGGGCGCAUUUGCGGCAAUCACCGCAAUCACAUUAGGACAACACCAUAAGAAAGAUUUGAUUCAAUUCUUUCCUAUAGGGUUUUCACUGACGCUAGAUAUCCUCAUGCAUAGUGUGAGGACCAAAAAUCCCCUGACAAUCCGUAGGCUCCUCUAGUGGAUGUCUGGUAGACAGCCACUUGAGCAGGCAUUAACCCUGCAAGAUAAUUAUUGCAGUUUCUCAAAAACUGCAAUAAUUACCAAUGCAAGGUUUAACUGACAGGGACAGUGCACACAGACAACUUCAAUGUGCUGAAGUGGUCUGGGUGCCUAUAGUGUCCCUCUAAUCGUUGACUUUAUUAUUUAAUGCAUACAUCUGUUUAAACAAAUAGUGCAAAAGGGUCAAGAUGGUUAUUAUGUUUUGUACCUUUUUUCAAGGUACAUAGUAAAGUUGAUCACUUGUUACUGUUAUUACUAUUAAGCUAUGACUGCUGUUCCUACUACUAUUAAACUAAUCAAGUAGUCCAUAACAUUUUUAUUUGUUUUUUAAUACCUUUACUUAUAUUGCAAACUGAUUGACAUUUAGGUGUCAGCUUCAUUUUCAAUUUAUCAGAUGUGCAUUAUUAGUUUACAAACGUUUUAUCGAUUACAAUUUUUUUGCGCAUGCAAACAAUAUGUAUCUAUAAAAAAACAAAUCUAUUAUGAGAUGUUAACAUAUAAGAGAAUCUAGAAUAAUUAGAAGAAUCUUACUACAAAGUCAUAUUUGGGUUUCCAGUCUAUGCCUAUGUCAUCUAUUGCAUUUAAUGGGAUACUAUAAGCACCGAGACCACUUCAGCUUAUUGAAGUGGUCUGGGUGCAGUGUCCAGGCCCCUUAACCCUGCAAUUGUAAUUAUCUCAGUUUUUGCUAAACUGCAAUUAUUACAUUGCAGGGUUAGCUCCUCCUUAUAACCUUUAAUGGCGACUUCUGUAGAUAAUCAAUUGGAAAGAUUUUAUUACAGUAUCGAGUUAUCUCGGAAGCUUAUUAAAUCAAGGCCAGUGUUUGCCCAAAAGUAUGUUAAUAGUGAUAAAUUAAAGCUCUGAAGAAAUUUUACAUAGAAUAAUCUUUUAAUAUCUAACUCACUGAUCAUAUUUGGUCAACUUACAAUGAGUGAUGGUCAUAAGAACUCUUAUUGAGUUACAGAACACAAUCAAUGGGGAAACAUAAAGCCAAUGUAGAAAAUAAUAAAUCUCCCCCCACCCCCCAAAAAGAAAAAUGUAAGUUUUUUACAGGUGUCAGAGAUAUCCUUAUCCAUGUUAACACUAGGAGUUCUGAACAUAAAUUCUUAAAGUGACACUAUAGUCACCAGAACAACUACAGCUUAAUGUAGUUGUUCUGGUGCUUAUAGUCAGUCCAUUCAGGCUUUUCAGAGAAAAGGCAGUGUUUAUAUUACAGUCUAGGGACACCUCCCGUGGCCACUCCACAGAUACUAGAGGUGCAUCCUGUGCAGGACUGAUAUUCAGUGUCUCAACCCUCUGCAUGGUGCUGAUUGGCCAGGAUGUCAUUUGGCUCCAUCCCAGCCCAGAAUUGCUAAUCUCAGCCAAUCCAAUUUUUCCAGGAUGUCAACCAAGGAAGCAGAUUAAGGGCAGAGCCAGCACCAGCAGACUCCAAUAAAUUGAUGCUACUAGGAAAGUCAUGCUAAUUAGUCAAACCACUUGCCUUUACUAUUUUUUUCCCUUUAAGGACCAAGGAUUACUUUGAAGAAACAUGUAGAGGGUGUAAAGGAGUUUAGCAGCAGAAACUAAAUGUUUGGGGAAAAAUAGUCAAGUUUAAAAUAUAACCGUGUUGGAAGAUUAUUUAUAAUUUUUUUGACCUGAACAACCUUUUUCAUUUUUUUUAUAACUCCUUGGUUAUGGAAAUACAUUGCUUCAGUGACCAGUUUAUAAAAGUAAUUAAAGGAAAACUGUCUUCAUUUUUUAUGAUUAAAAUAAUGGAUCACAUGCAUUAUAGCCUCAAUGUGUAUUAUUCUUAAAAGGGUACUUAUAAGAAUUUACCUUUUUUCAGUGCAUCGAUCAACUUACGCUAUCUUAAUGGCGGCAGGCAGUAGCCAUAUUGAAAUUUCUUCAGUAAAAAGCACAGCUUAUCUGUCCAAAAACCAUAAUGGUAAUCAAGAGCUAGUGCAGUUCACACGUUGUGAAAUCAUGAGCAAGUGCAUGAGCAUUUAUAAAGUUUACUCCACGAUUGUUUUAGACCAUUUAAUUGAGCAAGAUUUUGGAAAAUAAGUAAUGCUCCCCCACCCCCCAGAGCAAGGGUAGAAGAUACACUUUAUAUUUAUUCAUUACAAAAUAAUGGCAAAGAGGCUUUAACACAUAUAUUAAAAAUAUCUACAAAUAAAAAUAUUACAUAUAUUGAAAAGAAGGACAGGGAAUUUAGAAAAAUAACAUGCCUUUAUGUAAAAAAACUACGCAAUUUCUAGAACAUCAACAAUAUGCCAAAUGCAAAUUAAAAUAAAAAAAACUAGAAUAUUUAGUUAUUGUGGAUUUCUUGUCAGACUAAUAAUGUGAUUGUGUAGUUACACAAAUAUAUAUAUAUAUAAAAAAAAAAUCAAAAAAUCACUAAAUGCUAAUAGCUUCACAAGAAAACAGCCCUUGGCAUUUUCAUGGCACAUUUUCAUGGAUUGCUAGCACUAUGCCCUUUAAUAACCCAAUAAGCAUCCUAGCAAUAUCCAAUUAACAAAAAGAUUAAUUCAUUUUCUUUCACAUCUAGACAGCCAUUGCAAAUGAACAACGCAAAUUAAGAAAUAAGCACAUAUAAUUAGGCAAAAGACUCAAGAUUACAAUGACUUCUAUACUGUAAAAAAAUUUAAAUAGUUCUAAAUUAUGAAUUACAUUAAAUCAUAGUUAUGAUAUUGUAAUAAGCAAUCAAGUAAAAAAGAGAGCUUCAUUUUUUUUUUAAUUUCAGUUUUUCUUUAUUUCGAAAGACAUGUAAUGGGGUACAGAAAAGAAGAGGGAAGCAUUCUGUAGUAACAAAUCAGGGUUAUAUAACAAUAUGUGCAUAUAAAUAUACUUCCUUCCUUGCCUGAGACUAAGACAAACCCGGCUACAGUUAGCUUUAGAUUUAUUGCAUCAUCUUGGGUAUCGUCUUGCGGAUGGUGCUGUUGUCUUUGACUAAAACCUAUGGGGGGGUUAAGAGGUAACUCGGGGUAGCAACCAGUCGGAGGGGUUGGGGAGUAAUGGGGAGUGGAUGGGAAGUGGGUCGAAAGGGGGACCUGCCUGGUGUGGUGGGUAUUCAUGGUCCUUGUGUUGGUUAUGUAAUCGGUAGUGUCUAUUGGCUCAUUUCCUGGAUCUCUAGGUGGUCAAUCUAGGAGAGCGGGGUGGUCUUUUCCCCUGGGGCUGUAUUCCAGAACCCUAUCCAGGGCUCCCAUCUCUGGAGGUAUUUCUGUCGUUUCCCUAUUGAGGUCCAGUGGAUGUCUUCUAGUUCUCUGGUUCGUUCUACCCUUUGUACCCACUGUUCUACGGAUGGGGUGUUGGUAUUCCGCCAGUUUAGCGGGAUAAGGGCGUUUGCUUCCCCUAGUAAUAGGUGUAGCAGUUGUUGUUUGUGGGGUUCCGUAAAUGUGCGGGGCCAGCUUAGUAGUACUUGGGAUGGUGUAAGUCGGGUCGGAGGUUUAAGUAUCCUGGUUAUUUUGGCGAUUAUUAGGUGCCAGAAACUCUGAAUGUCUCGGCAACUCCACCAAAUGUGUUCUAUAGUUCCCGGCCCGGUGGAGCAUCUCCAGCAAAUGUUACUGAUUGAUGGCCAUAUAGAGUGUAAUCGGGUUGGGGUCCUGUACCACCUGGUGAUUCUUUUAUAGAAUGUCUCCCUGUGUGCUACACUGAUUGGGGUUUUGAUUCCCAUUUCCAUGAUCCCUGGCCAGUCUUUGUCAGAGAUAUGAAUUCUGAGAUCUUUCAUCCAAUUCUGUUGAAAGGAUAGUGGUUUGUGUUCCUCCAUUGGGCUCUGGAGGAUGCGGUAGACUUUAGAUAAAGGGCGUCUGGGGUCUCCCUCUGGGCCACAGAGGUGUUCAAAGGGCGUGUCUGCUCUCUGUUUCCAGAGGGGAAUAGCGGUUCUUUUCAGGAAAUUCCUGAGUUGGGCUUUGCCUAUCACCUCAAUGAAUGUGUCUUGUCUAUGUGCUCCAUAUAUGGCCUUGACCGUGGGUGGGUCUCCCCCUAUCAGUUCGGUUAUGUCCGGGGUAGGCGUUCCCACAAGGUGAGAAAGGAGUGGUCCCCCUCCACCCCCCUGAAAAUCAGGAUUGUCUGCUAUGGGGAAGAACCUUGACAGUCCCGGUGACAGUCUCCAUUGGUCUUUAUGUCUUCUCCAUAUUGUGAGGACAUUGUGUAUGAGUGGGUGUCGUGUCGUGGUGAGUUUCGGUAGGCUGCAGAUUUGCCACGGCAAGGUGUGUAGGGGGACAGGUGUAAAGCUCUGUUCUAAUGUGUACCACGACUUUUUCCUUUUGGUGUCUGUCCAUUCCUUUAGUCGGGUGAGCAAAACUGCAACAUAAUAUUUGUAUAAGUGUGGCAGUCCCAGGCCCCCCCUGUCUGUGGUGGAGGUUAGUGUGGUGAAAGCUAUCCUUGCUGGUUUGUUGCCCCAGAUGUAUUUGGUGAAAAUUGUCCGCAUCUGUCUGAAGAAUGUCUCUGGGAGAGGGAUCGGUAGGGCCUGAAAGAGGUAUAGUAUUUUCGGGAGAAUCAUCAUUUUCAGGAUGCUGACUCGUCCCAUCAGGGAGAAGUAAGGUUGGUCCCAUUUUUGGAGGUCUCGUUUAAUCUUGUCUAUAAGGGGGGGAUAGUUUAGUUUGUAUAAGGUCAUGGGUGAUGCGGUGAGUAGUAUCCCCAAGUAUGUCAGUCCUGUCCGAGUCCAUGGGAAGGUAUGUCUUUGUUGUAUUCGUGUUUUCAGGUACGGUGGUAUAGCUAUUCCCAGUAUUUCGCAUUUGUCAGCAUUUAUCUUAAAGUUCGAGAGGGAACCAAAGGUUUCGAUUUCGUUUGUUAUGUGUGGCAGUGAUUUGGUCGGGUCUGUGAGCGUGAAUAGGACAUCGUCCGCAAAGGCGGAUACCUUCACCUCCCCUCCCUGAAAUCUAUAUCCCCGUACUUCAGCGCGAGACCUGAUUGCGUUCAGGAAAGGCUCCAUGGCCAAGACAAAUAACAGGGGCGAGAGGGGGCAGCCUUGUCGAGUACCGUUGUUUAUCGGAAACGGCGUCGAUAGGUGGCCGUUUACUCUGACACUGGCUGAGGGUCCCCUAUACAGGGUUUGUAUCCAAUUCCUCAGUCUUGGGCCCAUCCCCAAUAUUUCUAGGACCGUAAAUAAGUAAGACCAAUCCACCCUGUCGAAGGCUUUUUCAGCGUCAAUAGCCAUCAGCAGAGUAGGUGUUUUAGUCACCGUUGCUCCAUGGAUGACAUUUAGAAUUUUCGUGGUAUUAUCCCUAGCUUCGCGGCCUGGCACAAAGCCGCUUGGUCAGGGUGGAUUAGGUGCGGUAAGAGGGGUUUAAGCCUGUUGGCGAUCAUCUUUGCCAUUAGUUUGAGGUCUAGAUUUAUUAGUGAAAUGGGUCUAUAACUGCCACAUUUAGUGGGGUCUUUGCCCGGCUUGGGGAUGAUAGUGAUAGAUGCCCGUAGCAUCGGGGGUGGGAGGGGGGUGUCAUGGGUUAGGCCAUUUAAUGUUUUCAGAAAGUGGGGGGAUAGUUCUUGCGAGAGUGUUUGAUAGUAUCUGGCGGUCAGUCCGUCUGGGCCGGGGCUUUUACUUUUCGGGAGUGCCUUAAUCGUGGCGAGUAAUUCCGUUAGUGUGAAUGGUUCAUCUAAUGUGUGUAUUUGGUCGUCUGGGAUCUUGCGUGGCAGGUUUGCCGAGAUGUAUUCCCUCAGGUUGUGGUUCUGUGUUUUGGGGGGGGGUAGGUUAUAAAGGUUUGUGUAGAAGGCGUUGAACGCCUUGGCUAUAUCUUCUGUAGUGUUGUGUUGCCUAUCUGUGUCGUCUGAUAUUUUGUCUAUGAACGAUCUCUGCCGUUUGGCUUUCAAAGCUCUAGCUAGUAGUUUCCCACUCUUGUUACCAUGAGCAUAAAAGGUGCUCCUUGUCAGUUGAGUGGAUCUAUAUGCCUUUGCGGUUAGUAGCGAUCUUAACUCUAUGCGUAGGGCUGUUAGCUUCUGGAAGUUAUCAUUCGUGGGAUCUUGUUUGUGUGUGGCCUCGGCUAAGUGUAUGUCUGCUAUGAGAGAGUCCAUUUUGAGGGUCCGUUCUUUCUUGAUUCUAGAGCCCCAUUUGAUAAGGGUGCCUCUGAUAACUCCUUUAUGGGCUUCCCAAACCCAGGGGUCUGAUACCUCAGUAUUCCCAUUCUCUAAGAAAUAGUUUCCUGCCGUCUGUUUCAUUCUUUAAACAACAGAAUAGAUGCAAUUUUGGAAAUGGCUAUUAAAAGAAGUACAGAUUUGAGUGAGGUUAUGUAUGGUUUUAGGUUGACUAACUAAAAAUGGACUUACUAAACCUGUACCAGGAGAGUGCCUCCAUUGCUCAGUAUCUAGGGUUGCCCAGGAGAUAACAUGAUUCCUUUUGAGUAUAGAUAGAGCAUUUCACAUCUACUGAUGUUGUGUAUCUGAAAUGUUUAUUCCAGGUUGUAUUUGUCCUAUUUUAGACAACUACAACAAAAAUACAGCCAUGUAUGCAUUAUGAUAUUCAUCUAAAAAUGGAAACCUAAGAGGUGUAUCAUGUAUUCCAUAAACCACAAAGCAGUAGAGCUCCCAAUGAAACCCCCCCCAAAAAAAAAUCAGUCACUAUGUGGUCUUUGUAAAAGAAGAUUCAUUUUUUUGCUCCAACUAAAAAAGUCAAAUUACGUUUUAGUUAGGAUUUUUGUAUGAUGCAAUAGAUCAGUUGUUACACAAGAAUUUAGUUUGUCCUAAUAACAUGAAAAAAUAUAACACACAACAAAAAGUGCAAACUGUACAUGCAUUUUAAAGUUUAGUUUAUAAUAAGAGCAAUUUCCGUUUCGUUGUAUUAUGGCAUGUAUAUUAGGUAAGGAUAUUUGCGGCUGCUCUAAUGUGAGGAAAAUGUCAACCGCAAAAAAAGAUUGUAUUCACCACCUAUUUUGAUAGCGUGUAUAUCUGGAUGGUCUCGGAUGAGUUGUGUUAAAGGUUCUAGGCUGAGAAUGUAUAAUAAUGGAGACAGAGUCUUGUUCUGUUUGUGAUAUUGAAUUGCUUGGAAGUGAAACCACUGUUAACCACUUUAGCUGCAGGGUGGGAAUACAAUGCUAAAAUCAGGGAGAUGAAUUCCCGGGGAACCCAAAUUUCUCAAGGACCGAGAGGAGGAAGGGCCAGUGCAGCAUGUCAAAUGCCUUUUUGGCAUUGAGGGAGACCAGUAUGCACGGGGCCCCCUCCCCUCCACCCACUUAAGAUAUUUAACAGCUUCCUAGUACCCUCUGGUCCCUGUCUGCCUCCCACAAAUCCCACCUGGUCCUCGUGAACAAUGGUAGGGAUGAUGGAGGACAAUCUAUUGGCAUAUAUUUUCGAUAGAAUUUUGAUAUCUGUGUUCAACAGUGAUAUCAGUUGUAAAUGCUGGCAUUUGUUGGGGGGUUUCCCCAGUUUGGGAAGAGUGGAGAUAUGUGCUAAGAGCAUUUCAGGCAGGAUAUUGCCCUUUCUAGUUUGGGGGCUAUUAUAUGCUUGAAUCGUUUGUAGUAGGAAUUUGAGAAGCCGUCUGGGCCGCAGGAUUUCCCAUUUGGCAACAAUAUAUUGUAUCUGAGAUUUCUUUAAUGGUCAAUUGGGCUGUAAAGGUGUCUUUUUGGGUGGUCAUCAGUUUUGGCAGUAUGGUCUGUCCUAGCAAUUGUUCAAUGUCGGUGUUGGUAGGUUGGUGUACGGUGUGGACCUCUCGGAGGUUGUACAAUGGAUGACAGUCCACCAUAGCAUUGCCUAUUUCUUGGGGUUGGCAUAUUUUGUUGCCCUGUAGUUGUGAGGAUAUGAGGUACGUUUGAGUGCAAGUAUUUGCUUCUUAACAUGUUGGCCAGUUCUUAACAUGUUGGCCCCGCUUCUUUGCCCUGUGUACAUGUGCGGACUUUCAGUUUCUGUAGUACAUAGGAUGAUUUUGCUAGCUGUAUAUCAUUUAGUCAUUGUCUGAUUCAGGCUAUAAGUUGGGUGGCCUGUUCAGUGGGGUUUAGUUUAUUGGCUAUUGUGGUGUAUCUUAAUAUUCUAAGUAAUUCAAUGUAUUCAUUUUGGGAUUUGCAUUUGAGAUAUGAGGCUUUGUUGAUUAUCAAGCCUCUGAUAACAGAUUUGUGUGCUUGCCAGAGCAUUAGUGGCGUGACAUCCGUGGUGUCAUUUGUGGUAAACUAUGUGGAUAUCUCAUCUUCUAGUGUCUGCGUAAAAGGUAUGUUGUAUAGUAACGUGUCAUUGAAGCGCUAUGGUGUCAGUCCUCUAAAUUGAAAACUGUCCUUUAACCCCUUAAGGACACAUGACAUGUGUGACAUGUAAUGAUUCCCUUUUAUUCCAGAA